Molecule: messenger RNA, 7842 nt
Organism: Paramecium tetraurelia
Lineage: Eukaryota; Ciliophora; Oligohymenophorea; Peniculida; Parameciidae
Exons: 8
Biological process (GO): adenylate cyclase-activating G protein-coupled receptor signaling pathway; cyclic nucleotide biosynthetic process; intracellular signal transduction
Molecular function (GO): adenylate cyclase activity
Source: RefSeq, a predicted model, not a curated record
AUGAAAAUAUUAUUCUGGUUGAUCUCAUAGGGAUAUAUGUGGCUACCUAGAAAAAUACAGAAAUCGGUCUAAUAAUCUUUACUUUUAUAACAGGGAAUUGAUUAAACACAAAAAAUUGAAUUCUCGAAUGGAGAGGUGUAAAAGAUCACCAAUUUUGAAAUUCCAACCAAUAAUAUCAAAUUAAUUAGUAUUAAUACUAUAAUUGGGACAUUUAUAGAAAAUAUAAUAAGCAUUGAAAACAUAAUAAUAUUAGGAAUUCUAAUUAUCCUACUUUCUGGUAAAACUUAUCGUCACGAUGAAAACGAAGAGAUCAUUGUGUAUUAUACUCUAUUUUGUUACCUUCUCAAUCUAUUGUUAUCUCUUGCAAAUAUACUAUUAAUUGCCUUUUAACGAAUGAUAUAAUAAAAAGCCAUCAAUUCUUAAAAAUGCACUAUCAUUGCUAAAUUCCCAGAUAUUACUGCGAAGCAAAUCUCAAAUGAAAACAAAGAGUUGAGUUCAUAUUAAACUAUAACUUGGAGUUAAUUAACAGUUGGUCACAUUAUAUGCUUACAAUAGAAUGAGUAGAGUCCUGCCGAUUUAUUGAUCUUGGAUUCAAGUAAAGAGCAAGUUCUAAUCAAUUUUGAUUAAAGAACUCCAUGCUCGUGUACUUUUGUUAGUUUAAAUUAAACAAUCAAGGGAAAUAUAUUAGACUUCAAAACAAAGUUAAGUGGAACUAUUUAAUUCACUAUUACAGAUCUUUAAAUAUAGGGGACUAUUAAAAUGAAAAAUGAUCCAAAAUUAACCCCUUUUACCAAAAAGAAUAUGAUUUAGAGAGGAGAAAUCCUGGAUUCAGUGGAUUGGAUUUUUGGUAUGGUUAUUAGAGUCGGUAAUGAUUGCAUUGCUUAGGCUAAUUUUUCCAAUUAGAACUUUACACAAUCAAGUUGGAUACACAAUAUUUAUUAGUAAAUUGUACUAAUAUGUAUAGUAUUGUUUAUAAUAUUAUUCGUUCCAAAUAUCAUUUAUUAUUCUUUUUAAUCUUAUGAGAAGUAUUUCUAUAGUAGUAUCACCUAUUGUUUAUUAGUAAUACCCCAAAAUUUAUUAUGGUUAAAUUAAUUGUGGCUUAUGAUUAACAUGAUAACAAAUAAUAAGAAAUUUAAUAAGAAAGAAGAUAAAGUUUGUGUUACGUAGAAAUCAAUGAAUAGAUUGUUAACCGAAAUCAAUGAAAAUCAGUUACUUAUUAUAUCUGAAAAUGAAAAGAAAGUGCUAUUGCCAAUAUAAAAAUAGUUUAAAAUGAAUCACCCUAAGACAGUACAAACAGAAACUGAACCCCAUAAAUAGUAAAAGACAGAAAGAAAUUUAAAAGGAAUUUUGACCUUUUCCCCAAAAAAUAUACUAGAUAUGAUCAAAGGAGAUAUGAUCUUAAUAAAUAAUCCUCAAGAAAUAUUUAAAAAUAAGCAUUAAAUUGUGUAGAUAAUAACCAACAGUUAAAAAUAAUAUAUAUUUAACUACUAAAAAUUGUAAGAAUUAAUAUAGAAAGCAUCUCCAACAUUGAAAACCAAUUAUGAUAAAUUAUUAAUAGAUACUAAUAGACAAUAGACCAAUGAUGAAUAGAAGACAUAAGAUUUAGAUUUUUUAUUGGCAGAGAAAAAAGUUCCAAAUUUAAGAAAUUCAAAUGAAGGUCUUAAUUAAAUAAAGAAGCUUUAAUUGGCUAAAAGGGAGGAUUUUGGAAUCAAAAGUUUAUCAAGUGCAUAAAAACAAUAAUUACCUAAAAAGAAAAGUACAAGGUAUAUUUUUGAUUAAUCCUUUGCGAAGAAAUCAUUAGAAAGAAUUGAUUCAAUGAAAGAUCUUAGUAAAUUAAAUACUAAUUCUUCAAAUGGUAAUAUUACUCCUCUUGUUUCAAUUUCAAAAUAAAGAAGUUAGUUUUUUGGCAAAGGGGGAACUAUGAUAAAACAGUUCAAUAAUUAUAACUCUUCUCUAUAAAUAUCUCCAAUCAAAUAGAACGAAGAUCAAGGCACAGACAGAUUAGUUGGAGAUUAUAAUAAUGAAUAAGAUUUUAUAGAAUAGCUCUAUAAAAAGGAUGACACUCUUCAUAAUGAAAUAUUAUUGAUGAUUCUAAUUACAAAUAAUAUUUUAAGUGUUUUCGAUGAUUAAAAAAGGUAGUUACAAUUUAAUUUUGGGAAUAAAUUUGAUGAGUCUUUAUUAGAAUUUACAAAGGUCUUCAAUUAUUAACUGUUGUGCAGUACUGAGAUCGAAAACUCAAGAUUGGAUUAUCAAUUAAAAACUUAUAUCAAAAAGGUGAUUUCUAUUGAAAAUCAAGUGAAAGUUUUUGAAGUUUUAGCAUUUUUGGAGCCGACUGAAAAUAGAAAGAAUACUCUAUCUGUUUUAGUAAGAGAUCCUGAAUCAUUUCUAUUGGAAGAAGGUUCGAUUCUAUAUACAAGAAUUUAAACUAAUUAAUUAAAGAACAUCAUUAAAGGAAAAAAUGAUUCUAAUAGCAAACCGUCUGAAUAUUAUAAUACUUAUAACGAGUAAUUAUAAGAAUUAUUAUGGGAUGGCCAAUCAACUUUUGUAUAUAGUAAACGUUAGUUGAGCUAAGGACAAACAUAAGAGUUCUUAUCAAAAUUGUCUUAAUUGCAUGAUGCUUACGGUAAUAGAUCAUAAGAAAUAGAAAUUGAAUAUAAAAAGUUAGAGUCACAAAAUGAAAUCUUGUUUAUUAUAGGGAUUAAAUCUGGGUAUUAGAAUAAUUAAAUACAAAUUUCACAAAAUGAGUUUAACGUAGAUUCUCUGAAGGAGGAUAAGCUUUUUCAAACUUUGUAUAUCCAAAACAUCAAGACCUGUUUAACUACAUCAGAGUCAUAUGAAGAAUUGAUUAUUUUUCUUAGAUCACAUUAAGUAGUUUAAAAAGAAUAAAUUAUUCAUUUUAAUGAAAGGGAUGUGCAAUAAUUGUAAUAUAGGUUUAGAUAACAUAUAUAAUAUAUGUUAGAAGAAUAGGAUAUCAUGGGAUCUGAUGUAUAAAAGCAUAUGGAGAAAUAUAUAAUCAUCAGCAAACAGUCAUUCAAGAUAAUAUUGUAAGAUGAUUAUCUAAAAUAUCAUUUUGUAUUUAUAACAUAAUUUGCAAGUGGUUUGGGAGCCUAUGAAUUUACAGGUAAAUGCAAUGGAUAACUAAUAAAGUUACUAAAAUUAAAUAACAAGAAAAUAAUUAGUAUUGGAAAUUCUCUACAAAACAACUAUUAGUUUAAUAAGUCAGACAUUAGUUUUACAUUGGCUUAAAAUAAUCCUUUCUUUUGUAUCACUUAGCCAAAUUUCAUAGUUAAAAAUAUAAAGUAAAUAUUUUCAUUCUUAUACUUUUAUUGCACUCAGUAUUUACAAAAUUACAUUUCUCUUUUAGAAAUCUAAUUAUACAGAAGCACUCUAAUCGGAUUAUCAGUAUUUGGAAUAAGUUUUUCUUAAAACGAUAUCAAUUUAUUUACAUUGAUAAUAUUUUAUCUUAUCCCUAGCAACUUAUUAACAUUCAUUUUCUAACAAUACUUGCUUAUUAUUUAAGUAGAUUAUGAUUUGAAGAAUUUUAAUAUUUUUGCAAAAAGAUUAAACAUACUAAAAAACGAAAACAUGUUCAAUUAGAUAAGCAAAAUUAUUAUUAUAGCAUUGUUUGAUUCAGCAUUGGUAAUUUUAUUAGAAAAGGCAAUUAUACAUGUGUCUUCCAGUGAUGGAAGGAUAAAUUAAACAAUUCAAGUUUUGUUGUUGUAUUUGGGUAUUGAGCUUUUGGAGAAAAGUAAGUUAUUAUUUAUUGUUUUUGAUAUGUUUAAGGAUCUUUUAUAUAAGAUUAAGCAGACACUUAUAAUUCUCUCUAUAAUAUUGGUUUUAUCAUUUAGCUAUUUAAUAGUGCAGUCAUUAUAAGAUAAUUAGGAGAUUUCAUUACAAAUAAAUAACUUAGGAUUGGUAGUUUUUAUAUUCAUGGCUGUCUUUUUAGUAGGAGUAUCUUUUGUUCUGUAUUAAUUACUUCAGUUGAUUAAUAUUGAGUUCUCAUUUCCACUUGAUAAUGCAUAAUUAGAUAUUCAUAUGAAGCAGAUCACUGAUAUAAAACAAAACCUGAAUUUGGAGACUAAUGAGAAAGGACACUUUCAAAACAUAAAGAAAAUGAUAGAAACAUUAUUUGAGAAUAUGGAUAUAGUGGAUGAAUAGAUAACUAAAUUUAUAAAGGUUGAUUAGACAACAAUAGAUUACAUGGAUAAAACUCAUGGAUUUUAUGAUAGAAGAACGGAGAAUGAUUUUAUGGAUUUCUUUAGAUAAUAGAAUUGGCAAAAGUUUAGCUUAUUAUAUGUAGUUAUAUUUUAUGAAGUAACGAUAUUUAUAAUUCACUUAUACGAGAUUAUGAUGUCCACCUUUUCAACAUCUAUUCUGAUAAUAAUCAUCAUCUAAUUUUAGUUAUAAUUGUGUAUUGUAAUUCUGUAAUUCAGAUUCAUUUACAAUAGAACUCUGUAGUAAUAAUUGUAAAUCCUAUCAUUUGCAUUACGAUUCGUUUUUAAAAUCAUAAUAGAUUUAGUCUACUUGGAUCAAAACAAGGAAUUCACUGCUUUUCUCUAUCACACUUUAUUUAUUAUAUCUUUUGCACUCACAACCCAACCAAAGAUCAACAUGUAUUUAUACGUUGCUUUGCAAGUGAUUAUGUAUCUAUUUAAUUUAGUAUUUGAUGGAUUCACUAUUAAUUUUGAGAAUGUUAAUCAAGCCAUAUUCUGCACAUUGAAAUACUUUUUUAUUAUUAUUGAGAUCUCAUAUCCUAUUUUUAAUUACAUACAGAAAAUAUAAUUCUUAUAAAGAUCAUAGUAUGUGUAUUAAAAUAGAUUAACAAAGGAAUAGAAGAAAAUUAAUAGUGUAUUAGGUCUAUUAAUGCCUCGAUUCAUUCAGGAAAGAAUGAAUAAAGGCCAGAUUUAAAUCUCCUAAGAUCAAGGAGAUGUUAGUGUUUUAUUUUGUGACAUUUAUUAGUUUGAUAAAGUAAUUAAAGAUUAAUAGGAAAAAAUCAUUGAAUUUUUAGAUACCAUUUAUAGAGCCUUUGAUUAAUUGUGUUAAAACUAUGAUUUGCAGAAAAUUGAAACCGUUGGGAAAACCUAUAUGGCUGCGGGUGGUCUUAAGGAUUAUGAUGUUGUAAUAAAUUAAAAAAAUGGAAAUAGCACUUCCAGAGCCCUUGAAACUGCAAUAUAAAUGAUGGAAACAGUCAAAACCAUGAAAUAUGGAGAUAACUAGGAUGUUCAAUUGAAAAUAGGAAUCCAUUAUGGCAGAGUGAUUGCUGGAGUUAUUGGUGUUCAUAAACCUUAGUUUUCCUUAAUAGGAGACACAGUGAAUACAACAAGUAGAGUUUGUAGUACAGGAGAAGCUGGAUUUAUUACGUUAAGCGAGGCUGCAUAUUUAAAUAUCAAGGACAAUACUAAAUAUUAAUUUGAAUAGAGAUCAGUUGCUGCCAAAGGAAAAGGCAUGCUUGAAACUUUUAGAUUAAUUGUGUAGUAAAAAGAAUCGACCAAAAAUUUGACUCCAAAGGCAUCAACAUAAGAAUGUUAAGACAAAAUUUCAAUCCUAGGGUAAGAAUCAAAAAAAAAAAUAUUGAAUUACAAGUCACCUGCAGACAAAAAGAAUAUUCUUAAAAGAUCAUCUGCUUAACCAGCUUAAAUUGGUGCCUUAAUGCAUGGCGAUCAUGCGAAAUCUCCAAAACUAGUUAUUAGAUAAUUACAUAGAGAAACACAAUCUUCCAUUAUGCCAAAUAUGAUUUUAAAAUAGAAACCAUCUGCAGAAAAUAAUUCAGAAUCUAAACGUUUGAAUUAAAACAAAUCGAAAUCAUUUAAUUAGAAUGAUGACAUCCAAAUGAACCAUUCAAAUAAUGCCAAGACUCCUGGGUUCUAAAAGAAUUGGAUUCAAAAACGUCAAAGCAUUCUAGAUAAUAAUUAAGCAAAUGUCUAAACAAUACAAUAUAUUUAAUAAGGAUCAAUUACAUAGCUUUAAUUCCAACCUGAUCCUAGACUUCUUAAUUAAGCUGUAUCUUCAUCCUGCCAAUAGCAAAUACUUUAAUCAGGAGUGAACUUAUCUCAUUAAUCAAAUCAAUAGUAAUUCUUAAACUCAGCUGAUCAAUUACUAAAGAUUUCUGAUUAACAAGCAGAUAACAACAAAUAGGAGGGCUUAAAUUGUAUUCCUAGGCCAUUAAUAAAGAAGAAAGGAACCCUAAUUUUGGGAGAAUUGACUUAAAGGAAGGCAGGAAUCAUGAAAUCUAAUACUAAAAUAAUAAUACCUGAGGAAAGGGAAAAAAAUCAGAUUAUUAAAAUAUCUGGUGUAGGUGGAGAGAAUGAACCAUUAAUGGAACAGAAAAUAUAAAUCAGAAAUUAAAGAUCUUUAAAAUUACAAUAACUUUAAGAUUCUAGUUCAGCUUUAAAGAAAAGUCCAGAAUCUAAUAUUGAAAGAUUAGAAGAAUUAGAAAUAGCGAAAAAAAAGUUGAUAAUCACAUCUGAAUAGAAGUUUGACUAUUAGACAUUAGAGAAAAUCAAAAAGUAUAAAUUAGAUUAUGACGAGAAGUCUAUUUUUGAAAUAGAUAGUAAUUAAUUCAAGAAUGAUGAUUAAUAACUAUAUCAUUCUAUCUAUGAGGAAUAUAAAGAGUAGGAAAAGCCAUAGAUGAGAACUAUUUUAAUAUUUCUAACCAUCUUAAACAUGUUUAAGGGUUUGCUUUUAUUUAUUUUAAGUUAGGAAUUUUACAAUUCCUAUAUUGAAUUAAUAAUUAUUUAGGUUUGCAAGUUUUUUAUGUGUUCAAUUUUGACCAUUUGUUAUUCAAAGAUUUAGGAUAAAAUGAACCUUGAAAAGCUUAAGAUUAUAAUUUGGAUUUAUUUUGUUAGUUCAAGUAGUCUUUCUAUAUUAAUAAUCUUUUUUGAAGAGUAGGAGGAGUUUGAAGUAAUUUUAUAAAUAAGUUCUAUAACAGCUUUGUAUUUAAAUAUUUAUCUUUCAUAAAUCUUAAAUUAUGAAGAUAGAUAGAAAUUUGUUGCUAUAUUUAUGAUUGCUAUAACAAUAAUGAUUGUUUAUGAAAAAUACAUUUUAGAAAUAAUUAUUUAUUAGUUGGGAAUUGCAGGAUUAACCUUUUUUUGUUAAAUGCAAGAGAAGGAAUUACUAUUUAAGAACUAUUUAAUAAGUUUAUAGUUAUCAACUUAAAUAGCAAAAUACGAGAAUAUGCUCCAAUAUUUGAUGCCUCCACAUGCUUUGAGAAGAUUGUUGAAUCCUGUUCAAGAGAAUACGGACACAUUCAUGGAUGUAUUGGAAAACACUACUGUUUUAUUUGCAGACAUUGCUGGUUUCACUAAAUAUUCAAGUUCUGUUGAACCAGAAACUGUGGUCGAUAUGCUUAGAAAUUUAUUCUCAAACUUUGAUUAGUAUUGUUAGAAAGCAGAAAUUUAUAAGUUGUUUACCAUUGGAGAUUGUUAUGUUUGCAUGGGUGUCUUAGAUUGUAAUAAUAGAGAUCCUGCAGGGGAAGCCUAAAAAGUCUUGGCAUUUGGAUUUAGUAUGAUUGAAAUCAUCAAUCAUUAUAAAAUGGAUCCCCAGUAUUAACAUCUGAAUAUGAGAAUUGGAGUCCACACAGGCAGAGUAUUGGGAGGCGUUGUUGGAACAGAUGUUGUUAGAUAUGAUAUCUAUGGAGAAGAUGUUACUAUUGCAAAUCUUAUGGAGUCAUCAGGAUAAGAAGGAAAAAUACUUGUUAGUGAUGCCACUAAAAAUUUAGUUGAAAGUGAAUAUGAGGGAUUCUAAUUCGAUUAUGCCAAAGAUGUUUAUCUACCCUCAAAAAAUAUGACCAUAUCUACUUACUUUGUUUAACCAAGUGAGAUAGAGUACAGUUAAGAUGAUUGA